AUGGUGAGGAACGUUGAUGAUUUAGAGUUCUGCCUCCCCUCACACUCAGACUCUAUUCUUUCUGGACUUCAGAUUUUGCGCUUCAACCCUCAGCUCUCCGAUGUCACACUGAUGGUCCAAGGUCGUGAGUUCCCCUGUCACCGUGCUGUGCUUGCUCUGUGCAGUCAGUACUUCCAUGCUAUGUUCACAGGAGAAUUCCAAGAAAGCAUCUCUGCUCAUGUAGAAAUCAAAGAGGUGGAUGCUGAUAUGAUGGAGACACUAAUUGACUUUUCGUACACUGGGCGACUCACCAUUAACCAGGGUAAUGUGGAAGGGCUUAUUCGCACCUCAAAUCUUCUUCAUUUUCCAGCCGUACGUAAAGUGUGCAGUCGUUAUUUGCAGCAGCAGAUGGAUGCCACCAAUUGUCUGGGUAUUUGGGAAUUUGGGGAAACCUAUGGUUGCCCAGAGGUAACAGCCAAAGCAUGGGCCUUUUUGCAGGAGAACUUCGAAGCUGUGUCCAAGGAAGAGGAGUUUCUGCUUCUACCUCCAGAUCGCCUAAUUCGUUAUUUGGGGGACCCUUUACUACAAGUAAGGGAAGAGCAGAACCGGGCAAUGGCAGUGCUUCACUGGGUAAGACAAGAUGAGAAAUACAGGGCCCAAUAUCUUCCAGAGCUGCUGAGCAUGGCCAGGUUGUCCACCCUGACUGACCUCCACCUUCAGGAGCUGAUGGAUGCUGAGCCUUUAAUCAAUGAGUCUGAGGCUUGCAAAGCCCUGAUAAACAGGAGUCUUGGGCAGGUGAGUACCAGGAAUAACAUGCAAAAGUUCCUUUCUCCACAGUAGCACUCAUAUGCUGCUAAUGUUCCAAAAUAGUUAAUUUCUUCACGUUGUCCACCAUGUCUGGCCAACAUGCUGUAUGUCAUAUUCUGGAGAGGUAGACAAAAUACAGAUUAAGGAACAGCACACACACAAAAAUAACGUUUUAGAUUUUACAAGAUUACCUAAAAAUCACAUGUUUUAGCAAACAAAUAUGAGAAUAUUGUGUUACGCCCACCACAUUCUCCAAUAUUGGUAGGUCCUACACUCAUUUUAAUAUGGGAGAUAAAUCAAAUAGUGCUAAAUGAACUAAUGUGUAUUUAAUGAAUCUGUUGUAGGAGCUCCCAUAUUUGUUUGCUGAGAUAGGUGAUUUUUAAGUAGCUGUGUAAAAUUUAAAACUGUAUUUUUGUAGGCGCUGUUCCUUAAUUUGCAUUUCGUAUAUAUUUUAGUCUUUGCAGCAGCACCACUGCUGAGAAAUCCAUCUUCUGGUUGUGCCCCCAAUUCUCUCCCCUCUCCCCUUUUUUUUCUAUGUUCUGGAGAGAUGUCCUAUGUUAUCUCUGUAUUACAGACAUAAGAAGAUGGAAUAUGAUGUAAUAUUGCAUCACAUUGUCUGUAACAUAGUGGUGUUGAUGUAAGGAGCAAGAUACAGGGAUCUACACUCCCAGCUAGACAGCAUUUCUAACAGGGCUGACUUUCCAAAAUUAAAAGUCCAGGUUGCACAAUUGGCCAUACCUUCCCAUCAAACAGACCCUCUGCUAGGCCUAUUGCCAAAUAUGUCCUUUGUAACCAGCAUGUCAAUAUUUUAUCCCUGAUUAUUUUGUGUUGCUGUUCAUAUUGUAUUUCCAAAUACAAGAAGGACUUUAAAAUGUCCCUUUUACUUUAAUUUUGUAGAUAAGUUGUAUUUUUUCACAUUUACUUCCUUCCACUGAAAAAACGGUAAUGCCCAUCUUCCCAUUCCGUGGUUUACUUUUUUUAUUAUUUCCUUAAGUGUAAAAGGGUUAAUUCACCCUAUCUCCUAUACCAACGCGACUACUUACUUAGGUGUCAUAGUAAUGUAUACUGCAUAUCGUGUCUCACACGUGUUUUCUAAACUGUGGCAUGUUUUUAUCUCGGUUGACUUAUGCAGGAUUUAACACUUACCUGGCAAUCACCUUCUAACUGCUGUGUCACCUUUCACUCAUAUAAUGACCUUCUGAACCUGUGCAGCCUCAUAAUGUAUCGCAUCACUACAGAGUCAACUCUCACACCUGUUUGAUCACCGGCGUAUCCAGCCACACCUGCCGCCUCUUACAUCCAUAUCACUUAGCAGAACCAUCACCGGACACUUUGAUAAUCUCUCUGUCUGUAUUGCUUUUCACACACUGGGGGUUAUCGGUUACACUCCGUGUCACAUUUCCCACACCUGUUAUCUCUCAAAUGUGUGUCACCUCUCACAUCUGUCACUCUUUUGUUACCAGUGUUAGCGCUGGUAAUUAUAGAUGUAAAAUUGAAUGAUUAAACAGAGUGAUAUACAAGGCGAAUAAAGACAGGAUUAUAAUAAUGACACAGUAAAUGGAAUUGUAGAUAGUUAGCAAUUUUAGACUAGUGUGUAAUAUAAAUAUUUUUCCUUGAGUUUUUCUUUUUCUUUGGUUUUGUAGACGGGUACUAUGGUUUUAUGGUAUUUACUUGCAUCGAAAAUACAUAACAUUAUUAUGGAGUAAAAUUUUAAAAAGUUCAGCAAUCACCAGAACAUUUAAUUAGUUUCUAUGAUGAUUCCUCUGGUUUUUUUUUUAAUUUUGCUAUAAGACUGCUAUUUAUACCCAAGCAUUAUUUUUCAGUUCAUAUUUUCUCUUGUCAUUCAGGUGACAAAGGAAACCACGGAGCAGUUAUCGGUCUCCCUUCAGGAAGUCUUAGUGGUGGUCGGUGGAAAGGUUUUAGAGGAAGAAGAGGAUGAUGAUGAAGAUGAUGAAGACUCACCACCCAGAACCUCCCCUAACUUUACCUUCUACAAUACCAAAAACAGUAUGUAAAAUAUGGGGCAGGACAUUUAGAGAGGUUGGAGAAGUAAUUGUUCAUCUCAGUGUUUUAGAUAUUCAGGUUGAAAAGUGGGCAUGCCACAAUACCGCAAUCCUAUAAUAAGUCCUAUAUUUCACAGUUAUGUAUCUCAAUACAUUUGUGUAAUUGUGUCAUUGUGUAAUGUUGUCAAGUCAGAUAUACUCCAACACGCUAACCUAGGGCAAAGAGUAUUCUAUAAUAUAGUAAAAACACACAUUACUGGUUAAUGCAGAUAUAGCAGUGACCAGAAGAUGCAGAGACCAUGACCUUUUCAGAGUAUUUCCAUUCAUCCUAUGCAGUAAUGGAACUCAUCUUCAUGGAUAAACAACUUAUCUCAUAAAAACAGAGAGGGAGCUACCGUCCCAUCUCACUAUUAUAUGUGGACAUCAAAUUAUUCACUAAAAUUCUGGCCAACCGCCAAACCCAUAUUUACACAAAUUAGUCCACCCAGACCAGGUGGGCUUCAUCCCCAACAUGCAAGCCUGCGACAAUAUUAGGCGCACUUACGACCUCAUAUGGACCACAACACAAUACAAAAUCCCCACCUUGAUACUGUCGCUCGAUGCAGAAAAAGCGUUUGACCGCCUGCUCUGGCCAUUCCUGUUCGAUACCGUACGCAAAUUUAAAUUCCCACAACCCUUUAUAACCGCCCUACAAAACUAUACGCCUCCCCCACAGCCAACCUCUUGCUGCCUCUUACCCAUCCGCCUACGUUCACAAUACAUAAUGGCACGAGACAGGGAUGUCCCCUCUCCCCUAUCCUCUUCGCCCUCUCACUAGAACCCCUCAUGCAAACACUCAGACAAAACAGAAACUUCACAAGUUAACGAGCUUAUCUGUUUCUACCAAUUCUACUGAAAAGGCGCACUACUUCCCUUCCCAGACCUACCCCAACAAACACCAUUAACCACAUUCGACCACUUUCGCUACAUCCAUAUACGAAGUUUCCUAGACACCCCAACGUACAAAAAAGCAAGUACCACGAACCUCACCCCCUUUGUAAAAACCUGCAUGACAUGCCCAAUCCAAUGAAGUCAAAUUUCCAAUCUCUACACAAAUAUAAUCACUGCCUCCACGGAUGGUUCACUCACAUAUAUGUCGGCUUGGGAGAGGGACCUAGGGCCACCAGACCACCCCACUGACUGGAAUGCCAUAUGGGAGGCCACAGUCUCCAUAUGUGCAAAUCAUAAGGAGCAAGCAUACAAGACACUAAUGCGAUGGUACCUCACCCCCCUCAGGUUCAAACAAAUGGGCAUUUCCAACUCUGACCUAUUUAUUUAUUUAUUUUAUUUAUUUAUAAAAUAUUUUACCAGGAAAGAUACAUUGAGAUUUCUCUCGUUUUCAAGUAUGUCCUGGGUAUGUUGGAAACAAUGUGGGGAAAAAGGCACGUAUCUCCACGUCUGGUGGAAAUGUGCCUAAAUCAACUCAUUAUGGCUCCAAAUCACACAAAUGACAUCCAGAAUACUACACACCACCAUCCCAAUGGACCCAUGGACAUGGCUCCUCUCAAAACCCCGAGGAACACACCCCCAGAUGCCAAAAUAAACUAAUAGCUAAAAUCGCCCUAGCGACCAGAAGGGCCAUAGCAGAGGCCUGUAGCAGACCAGAAGUACCAUCAAUGCAUACAGUAAUGCGCAAAAUAGAAGAAGCUAGGAAGAUGGACAAACUGUCCGCCAUAGUCCAUGACUCCACCAACACCUAUAACAAAAUUUGGGAACCGUGGUUUUAUGAGUUCCCACUACCCACACCCAAUCCCUGAGGCAAAGAGAAAUAACACCAUAUCGACCCACCCAGAACCACCCCACCCACAACCCAAAAGAAGUAAAAACCCCCACCCACAUCCACACACUCUACCACCGACACCCCUCUCAAAUCAGACUAAAAACCGACACCCCUCCCCCCCUUAACUCCCCUCCCACAUCUCCACCCUACACCACAGACCACCUUACCCCCCACAUUCCACCACCACGCUACUAGACCCCAUACGCCUCCAGACUCCCGAUACCCAGCACACACCCACCACCCCCCAGAACGAACAUAACUUGAGCCAACCCACACACCACCACUUCACACAGACCACAGACACCCUACAUAAGCCCAACAUGACGGCCCCAUCCGCCCCCGAAAAAAGCGUUAGGAACAACGAUCACCUCCCGCCCACCAUUCCAUCAAAAACUGAAACACUCCUAAACCAAGACCUAAGACCCACACAUUAGAACACCUCACACCCACUGCCCACGCACCCCGCCCCACACACACAAAACAACCUUCCAUCACUGAGACCUACCGCAACUCCCAGACACCCAGCCAACUAGGACUGCACCACCACACCAGACGCCCAAACCCAAAAAUCCAAUACUACCCCCCCCACUAUGACACAAACUCCCCAAGAUAUAAUACCCCAAAGACAUACAUAUACAGGAGGACAAUAGUAGACGCACAACCAACCGUCAUCCAAGAAAAUCCCAUCCUCCUAAUUCGGCUAACAAAUAGACCUCAGGACAAUGAGGGUACCACCAUUACCAAGAAGUCAAACACCACGAACAAUAAAUCUUGGAUACCCGAAACCACAAGUCCUCAAGACUGGCACAACAAAAAUAUCACAAAGCCAACAUAUGUACAUCAAACUGCUUGCUCUAAUAGCACAAAUGUCACUACUAAUGAUAACAGAGGCUAUAUUGUAUCUGUACUGUUUCCCCCCUCCCUCUUUGUGUUCUGUAACCCCAGUUCUUACUCACCCAAAAAAAUAUGAAAUACUAUAAAUAAAGAAUUUAUAAAAAAAAAAAAAAACACCAGAGAAGGAGGUGCAGCGCAUGGAAUGUCCUUGGAGUGUGUAUAUAUAACCAUAAAAAGGAGAAGAAAUAGGAAACUGAUAGUGAAGUAUGUAAAAAAUACAGUAAGGUGAGGGUAGAUAAAUUAUAUGCACUCACAUGUUAUAGGAGCUUAGGUGCAACUCAAACUUAAACGCUUGGGCAGAAUAAAUCCCCGCCUAAGGAGAUGGUGGAGUACAGACUCUAUAGGAUGUUCUUGUGGAUGCAGCUUCUCUUGUAGAUAUGUAGGAAAAAUCAUAGAUACAUAAUGCAAUACGCCAGACUCAAUAUUAAGAUAUAUAGUUAUAAAAGAUGUGCACUCACAUGUACUGAAGCCUAUAGAGUGACUCCACAGGUAUGGCGUGAAGUGGUAUGAUCUCCACUCUAGAAUAUAUGUGCUGGUGGUUUCUCUCCGAUUAUAUAAGUAAAAGAGAAAAUAAAACCACAAUAGUGUAGACUGUAAAAAGUGAUAAAAUAAAAUAGAUAAAAACUACUCACAUUUGAUAGAGCAAAUAGGGAUUUCUCUGUCCAACAGACUUAGGUGGUAUUAUCCCCACCAAGUAUAUGGAGUCCAGGAAUCCAGCAGCAAACAGGUCCAAUAAAAAAGUACUUUUAUUGAUAAAAAACAAUAAAUGAUAAAAAAAAAUAGGGUAAAAGAACUAUAUAAAACAAUAUUUAAAUACACUUAACGUGUUUCACCAUACAAUGGCUUUCUCAAAAGUGUUUACAGAAGGAAGGACCAGAGCUGUUUUAAAUAAGGGAGGAAAAUUCAAAAAUAACUGCUGUGUGACAUCAUAGGUCACAUGACCCAAAUUGAUUAACAUGAUUUUUUUGAAAAAGGUAAAAGACCAAAGUAUUUACUUCCAAGGAGUAAUAUUACAUAUAUACUAAAAAAAAUGUGUUUAUUAACAAUUUUGUAUAUGGCUGUUAGUGUUUUUUUUUGUUUUUGCUUUUUAUCAUGCUCAUGCUUUUUACUUAUCCCAUAAACCUCUGAAAGGCUGUAGUUUACAUGGGAUAACAGUUUUCAAUUUUAUAGGUGUGCACUAAACAGUGUACUGAAAUUAGAGUGUGGUUUUGCACAUCAUAGAUUUUUAUUUAUUUUAAGAAGGCCUAUGGUUUACCUUAAUGAUAAUGUAGAAAAAAAAUGUAACUUUCUGUGCAUUUAGUAACAUAUUUUGUGCAUUAGCAAGCCUCAUUAUAUUUGUUGUUGUCCACGAGGCAAAUCAAACUAAACUGAAACUGAACUAAAUUCAGUAACUUCAUUCUUUAUGUUUGUGGAAAAUUUACUGUUUGGAUAAAGUUUUUAUUUACAAGUCUAAGUGUUUGCAUUAGAGUUAAUGGAGAGUUUUCUUAUGCUAUCAACAGGUACAAGGCAAGAGUGCCCAUUGUCACCUUAAUGGUUGUUAUUGAUAAAGCUAUUACUCUCAAAUGUUCUUUUUAAAAUUAAAAAUGUUAGUUUUUUUUUUUCAAUCCAAAUCAUCCAGGAGAUGGUAUAAAUGCAUAAUUAUAUCUUGCGAAUUUCAAAAUCUUUUAUUUUUUUCCCCUUGGAACAGUAAUGCCUCAAUUUAAUAGUUUUGAUAAACUUUUGAAAUGUUGUAAUAUUUUGAAAACAUUUUUUUAUAUAUGGAUACUUUUUAUUUAGUUCUAUAUUUUUCUGUAUAAUGUUUUUGUAAUAUUUUAAAAGUGUAUCCAAAAAUAUGAAAUCAUUUGAAAAGCUUAUCCAAAAAUAUUAAAUCGAGGCCCAAGUUACAUGUGGAACAGACUGUAGCAGGCAUUAAAAUUGUGGUUUAACAGUAAUAUUUUAUAGAGGUUAAAAAUAGAAAGGUGUAUUUCAAUAUUAUUUCUUCUCCAAAUGAAAUAAUAAUGAAUAAAGUAUAUAAAAAAACAGAUGAACCAAUUUUAUAUUUUUGGAUAAGCUUUUCAAAUUAUUUCAUAUUUUGAAAUAUAUUUAAAACUAUAAAAUAUUUUAUAAACUAUAUAUAUAAUAUUUUUUGUUUUUUUGAUAUUUUUUUUAUAUUUGUAUAUGUUUUUAUCUAUUAUAUGGUUCUGAAAAUGUAUUUUAUACGUUUAUCCAUACAUAUUAAUUUGAGGUCUUAGUAAGUAUCUCAGUCUAAAAUUGAAAUGUUUUGAGACACAACUCCUCAUGUGAUAGGAUGGCAGCUUUAGUACAAUUGCAUUAACAAAACACACUAACAGACAAGUAAUUGAAUGGUUUGCCAAAAAAUGCUCCUGUGCAUGCCACCACAGUUAUAGACAAUUGAUUUUUUUUUUAUUUAGCACUCAUUUCUUGAUAAAGCUUGGAAUCAAUAUUUCUCCACUCAUAAUGUGUUAGUUAUAUGGUUCCCCACUGGAAUGCUGGCAUUUGAUAAUUAAGUUUUUACAUUCUUUAUUUAAACUUGAGUGGUAAACAGUGCCAAAUACAAUGACAGUAAAUAAAGCAAUAUUGUGGUAACAGUGUUGACAUCAUUGCUAGCAUUAAUAAACAGAGGACCAGUUGGUUACGGUGCAGUUAUAGAAAAUUAAGGCUAAGAAAAAAAGUGCAAGUAAUACACUGCAGUAAUAAACAAGCCUGUUUAGGGCCUAUACAAUUAAGAACUUCAGACAAUAGGUGCACCUAAGUAACUCCAGGACCGUCAGUGGUGUACAACUGGAUGUCAUAACUACCGGGUGGUUAACCACUGUCUAUGCGGUUCGCAUGUCGACUUUAUGGUGUCCAACUCUCAAGUAUUUUUCUGGUCUGGAUGUAUUACCGUCCAGAAGAAAGCAUUGUUUUUGACGUGUUAUCAUGAUUAUGAACAAUUACCUUUUUUUUUUAUAUUCCAUCUGCCAUAGAGUUAACAAGUAAGUGGUGUAUUUAUUUUUGUGGGUCAGUGGUCUCUAGAUUUGGUUGUUCUUUUAAAUAUGAGAGUAAAGGUGUAGGUGGUAAAUAAAACAAUACUUGUUUCUUUUUGUAAAUGCUGUGAAUGUUUUUAUAAAGGUAUUUAUGGUUGACAGGCAGCCAGUUUCUUACAGUAAUGGUUUGUAUGGUGGACAGGAGACUUCCAAAUAGUAAAGAUUUUAAGUGGAGAAGAUAUAUAUAAUAAAUGUUUAUUUACUUAAUGCAAGAUUGAAUAUAUUUAACAACACAUGGAGUGAAAUUGGUAAACAUGAGUCUUUUGUAACCUUAUCAAAAUGUUAUGUGCUCCCACUAAAGCGCUCUGUGAAUGUCUCUUCCGUCUUUCUCAGAAAUGUGGAUGUCGCUUCCUGAUUUCCCAGAUUAUAAUAAGUGGGGUUUCUCCAUCACUUCACUCAACAACGAUGUGUAUGUCACAGGUGCGUCUUGUGUACCCCAUAUAUCCUGGAUGAGGGAUAGCCAUAUCUUGGCACUAACUUGAUAUCCAUGUUAAGUAACGUUAUUAGUUUCACUUUUCUUACUCUCCUUGGAUUGCUCAUAUACCCAGAAGCAAACAAAUAGGCAAGCGAAAAAGAAGAAAUAAAAAACAAAAAAACAACACACCUCAUGGUAUAUACAGUAUGGAAGGUGAUAACUUUAAAGCAGACUAGGUUAUCGGUAUACCAGUGUGUUUUUUUAUCAUUAAAUAUCAUAAUCCACAUUUCAUAUUUAGAAAUAAUCUAAAUGAAUAAGAAGCUUGCCCUAUUCUGUUCUUUCCACUUUCUGUCUCUAUGUAUCUCUAGAGCUGACACCUUGAUUACAUAUAAGAGAAUUUGAAAUUCAGAAUGUAGAGCACGCACAUUUAUUGUACUUUUCUGAGAGUGCAACCUGUUUAAGCAAUUGGACCACUAACCGAAAUACCAUUAUUUUGUUAUGAUAUGUUUCUGCAUGGAUAGAUCCUUUAUGACUGAGAAGCAAGAAGUUAAGGUUCCAUCUCUCUUUUUUAGGUGGUUCCCGUGGAUCUCGGGAUGAUUCGUGGUCUACACGGCAGGGGUGGCGUUUUGUGUUAAAUGAGGGGAUAUGGAAGCCCAUUUCUCCUAUGAUUAACCCACGGACAAACCAUUCCAGUGCCACUCUGAAUGGAGAGAUAUAUGUUAUUGGAGGUCAGUUAUAUUGUAUACAUAAUAAUAUUUAGGAUAUCUGGUUUUGACCUCUGAAAGUCAUGAAUGUUUAUGUUUGCAGACAUUUAGGGUGAAUGAGACUCAAGGUAAUAUGCAAUGUGUUAAAUGUGAAGGAUUAUAUUCUGUGUGAAUGAUGAAAAGCUUGUCUAAAAAUAUUAAAAUAUGACCACGAUUAAAUCCUGGAUAAAAUGCUGGAUGAAAUGCGUUGGAUAAUAUUGGGGAUGUCUUAAUCUAAAUUCUGUAAGCUGUGACUUCUUCAUCGUCUGAGUCCUUUGUAAGACCACAAUCUAUCUAGACUCUGUGUAGACAAUUCCAAUUUUAGAAAUGAUUAAAGCAUCUGGAAGAAUGGGAAGAUUCCCAUCAUGAAGUGGCAGAUUGGCACAAGUUCCAGGGUGAAUAUACAAAGCAAUUAAAUAAGUAUUUUAUGGGUUGUGUGCAAAAAUAAAAGAAGAAAAUAGGUAUUUGUAGUUUACAAAGCUAGAAAACUGGCUUCUUACAAAACAUAAUGUUCAGGGGUAUAAUAUUUAAUACGUGGUAUAACAGCUUAUUGAAUCAAGGAGAGAUCUGACUGCCAAUCUGGGGGCAAGAAGGCAUUUUUUUCUAGUUUGUUGCAAAAUGUAAAAUGAGUUUCAGACUUUUUUUUUGUGCUUUCUUUUGUAUUAACAGCAGAAGCAGAUGUAAGAAAGUCUGAAUUUCAUUAUCUCAAUAGACUCCUGAAUGGUUCUGUGAUGGGAUUCCAGCAUGGUUAAAAUUUAGUAGGCCAAGAUUUCCAUGUGGCAUAUGUGUAUGUUGUGUCAGUUGGUUAGCUACAUGUAGCUAGGAUACUGUCAUCAGUGUACUGAGCAUGUGCAGGAAUGCAGGAACUGAAAUUGCACUUAUUUCCUUUGUCUUGGAUGGGCCAUGUGGUUUGACUAGAUGUACAAGUCUAUAUUCUGCUCAUUGAUUGGUUAAAGGUAUAUGUGGGUGUAGCUAUUAAUGGGAGGAGUUAUAGUGCUAUAUAAGGAAUGUACACUAUGUGUUGGUCUCUCAGAUCAUUUGGAACAGGAGUUCAUCUGAGACCCGAUCGGUAAUGUGAAUAAAGGCCUGUUACUUCCUGAAGAUCUGUGUCCAAAUCUCUGUGUUUGGCUUCUGCAUGCUUACACUGCAACAUCUCUGGUGCAUUGUGGCCGGGAACCUCAUUGCAUGGAAGCUGGCGCAGAGAUUUGAGACGGUAAACUUUUACCAAACCUUCUACGCUACAAUCCUGGACUUCUACUGCGUGGACCUCCUUUCGUCUCGGCGCCACUGGCCUUUUGUCCAGGAGAUCAUCGGCUUCUGCGCAGUGAGUCCCAGAUUGUUCCGUCUAUGAGUGAACCCAGGUCCAGGACUAACAGGUAAGAUUGAUACCGUUAGAGCGGUAGACCCACAAGGGGUUUUAUAUUUGGAACCGGUUAUUGGUAUUGGCCCCUUCAAUAGAAGGAAGAAGUGAAAAGCGCAACACUUAUCUGGAAAUUAGACGCUCUGUAGUCAGCCCGUCUAAUAUAGGUGGUUUGGGUCAGACUGAGUUCUGGUGUAAAUAGCUCAUGUCGGACACCGGUGUCCUGUCUUGACUAGCGUAUCUAGGGUGUAAAUUUUGUUCGCUAGGUCGGGGGGACCGGGAGACUAGCAUACUCUGUUGUAUAUUAUAGUUUGCUAGAUUUCACCCUAUCUUAACUAAGUGUGCUCUGUUGUAAAUCCAGCCACUAGCUUAUUGAUAGUUUAAUAGACUAGCUGGGUACUGUGUAAAUUCUGCCCUCUAGUUCGCUAUACGUGGUGUCUGGGCAGCGAAGAACUUAUCGAAUCUCUGGUGUAUAAAUAGAUCGAAAGCUCUCGAGGUGCUGGCCAGUUAGAAUAGUUGGGAUUAUUGUAAAUGUUGUUAAAUAUAUUGUAGUUGGUGAAUUGGUUAACUUGUAUGUCCUACUAGAAAGUUAGAGCUCUGCUGUCUAGUGGGAGUGUAAAUUGUGUGUAUAACUGUAAAAUAGCGCACGGUACCAUAACUACUGACAUGUACCAUAACCACUGACAUUGUGUAAAAAUUACUAAUAAUUGCUGUUUUAUGUUAUAUGUAUAAUACCAUAACUGUUACUAACUGAUCUGUGACUUUAAAACUGUAUUAUAACCACUUACUAACUGUACCAUAACCACUGACUGUAAAGAUGAGGUUACUAGAAUGUGAUAUAGUUGGUUAGUCAAAAGUUGAUUUAUAGUACGGAUAAUUGUAGAGACGAUUUAUAGUUAUAGAGGUAAGUAGCUAGUGUUUGGUAGAUCUUUGUGAGUGGGACGCUGUGAUAUCAUUGUAUGAACGAGAAUUCUCUGCGUGUUAUCGUGUGUGUGUAUGUUUGGCUUAGCAACCGUGCCACGUGGUACUGUUGCCGGGAAAACAAGUGUGAUUGUUGGAAGUGUUUGAAGUAUUGUGGAUCUUUGUAAUAGACGUUCCAUUGCCAGUAUGGGUGCAUCUGAUUCAAAGAUUGUUGAUCCCUUGUCAUGCAUGUUGAAAAACUUUACAAAGGGAUAUAAAGCCUGUGAUUAUGGGGUAAAAUUGUCCCCAAAACGUUUGACUACCUUAUGUAGUAGAGAGUGGCCUAUCCUGGUGACCGCAUGGCCACCGUGUGGUAGCCUUGAUUUCAUUUUGGUACAACGUGUGCAUGCGGCUGUAUCUAGUAGGCCUGAAUUUUAUGAUCAGUUUCCGUAUAUUGAUUGUUGGAAACAGAUUGUAGAAGAAUUGCCUAAAUGGGUUAAGGUAUGCCACGAGGAGCAAUGUCGCCUCAUGGUGGCCAGGACUCGCCUCUCCAUCAGGGCCGCAACUCCGCCCAUUCUAGAUUCCCCCUCUGAAACUGACCUUCCCUCCCCACCCCCUUACACUUCCUCUAAGGUUAGAGGUGGUGCUACUGGUGUUGCUACUCCCCCUUUUCCAUUGUCCCUGCCCACUCAUGCAUCUAGUUCAGAGCCCAGCCCACUAGCUCUGAAACCCCCCCUUCCAGUACAGGCCUCCACUAGUUCCAUAUAUCCGGAACUGACAUCACUUCUGGUUCCUGGUCAGGCUUCUCCUAGCCCUGCCCGUAAUAUCCUGUUAACCGAACUUCCGCCCAGUAAAAUUAAUCCGCCUCACUCCCCUUGCCUUACUACCCCUAGACCGGAACUCAUUAUGAAAUCAUCAUAUCGUAGUCCCAUAUUAACCCGACAGAUGACUGGAAGCAUCCAACCCCGAAAUUACCAAAUGCCCCUUAGACUUACACCAGGCCCAACUCACGUGGAUGAGAAUGGCCAAAUACAACGGGCAGAUCCAGUGUUUGUAUAUGUCCCCUUUACUACGACUGAUUUAUUCAACUGGAAGACUCAUAACUCUUCAUAUACUGACAAACCUCAAGUCAUGACAGAUUUGGUUACUUCUAUUAUCCAAACACAUAAUCCCAACUGGGCCGAUUGCCAGCAAUUAUUAUUAACUUUAUUUAAUUGUGAGGAAAGGACCCGGAUUAAUCAAGCGGCUAUUAAAGCGCUUGAGGAAACAGCCCGUACUCAAAAUCAGGCCAAUCCAGUUGCGUGGGCUGCAGCCCAUUAUCCAAAUGUCGAUCCAAAUUGGGACGUGAAUGGUGCUGACAUGCCCCACCUAAGGGCUUAUCGGGAAGCCAUAAUUGCUGGCAUGAAGGCAGGAGGGAAGAAGGCAAUUAAUAUGUCAAAGACGGCUGAGGUGUUGCAAAAGGUUGAUGAGUCACCUAGUACCUUUUAUGAGAGAUUAUUGGAGUCAUAUAGGUUGUAUACUCCCUUUAAUCCAGAGGCUCCUGAGAAUUCUAGGAUGAUUAAUUCAGCAUUUGUCAGCCAGGCCCAAGGUGAUAUUAAAAGGAAAUUACAAAAAUUAGAUGGAUUUGUAGGGAUGUCCAUAAUACAGCUAAUGGAGAUUGCAAAUAAAGUAUAUAUGAAUAGGGAGACGGAGGUAAAGUGGGAGCAAGAACGUAAAAUGAGGAAAAAGGCAGAUAUGCUAGCAGUAGCUAUCUCAAGUGUAGAAAGACAGGGAAGGGAAGUAAAUAGAGGAGACGAGAAUGGGCUGAGCAAGGGACCUCUACGUAGGAAUCAAUGUGCGUAUUGUAGAAAGGAGGGACAUUGGAAGAGUGAGUGUCCACAGACAGAGCAGUAUGAAGGUGAUAGACAAGGAGUGAGAAGGGUACGAGGAGGUUAUAGUGGUAGUUAUAGAGGAAGAGGAAGUUUUAGAGGGAAUGGUGGGAAUAGUAGAGGAAGUGUUCAAGGAGACAGAUACUAUCCACCCACGCAGAGACCUAGAGAAAGAGAGGAUAGAGAUUUUGUGGGUCUGGCUGACACUAUCAUGGAAGACUAUUGAUACCGACCGGGCUCCAUCCCCCUUGGUCAAGCGGAGCCUAUGGUCGAUGUGGCAAUAGGGGGAAAGAGAAGUUCUUUCAUGAUCGACACAGGUGCUGAACAUUCUGUGGUGACUAAGAUGGUGGCUCCGCCUUCGGGAAAGACUAUAACUGUGAUAGGAGCUACUGGGAGAAGUGCAGCUAGACCGGUUCUUAAGAGUCGCACUUGUAUUCUGGGAGGCCAUGUGGUGAAGCAUCAGUUCCUAUAUAUGCCAGAGUGCCCGAUUCAACUCUUAGGACGAGAUCUAUUAUCGAAGCUUCAAGCCCAGAUAACCUUUUUACCUAAUGGAUCAACAUCUCUGAAGUUUAAGGGGUUACCAGGCAUAAUGGCGAUAUCGGUGCCAAGGGAAGAAGAAUGGCGCUUCUAUUCCAUAGUGACAAGUGUUAACCCUAAGAGUGAUGAAUCCUUAUUUGACAUUCCAGGAGUAUGGGCAGAGAAUAAUCCACCAGGACUUGCUCGUAAUAUCCCACCCAUACAUAUUGAACUAAAACUUGGGGCCUAUCCUGUGAGCCUACGUCAAUAUCACAUACCCCAAAAGGCUAAGGAAAACAUACAAACCUACUUGGAUAAGUUCGUAAGGUAUGGCAUCCUAAAAUUCUGUACUUCCCCCUGGAACACUCCAUUAUUACCUGUUCAAAAACCAGGAUCGGACGAAUAUCGUCCUGUACAGGAUUUGAGAGCAGUUAAUGAUGCAGUAGUUAGUAUACACCCAGUUGUACCCAAUCCCUACAAUCUGCUUGCCUUGAUACCAGGUGGGGCAACCUACUUCACAGUGUUAGAUCUUAAGGAUGCUUUCUUUUGCCUUCGAAUUGCUGCUGAGAGUCAACAUAUCUUUGCUUUCCAAUGGGAAGAUGCUGUUACAGGUUCAAAGCGUCAGAUGACCUGGACCAGACUACCUCAAGGAUUCAAGAAUUCACCUACCCUAUUUGGAUCCGCAUUAAGCCAGGAUUUGCAAGAAUUCAAGUCCAUUCCAGGAGAAAGUGUAUUACUUCAAUAUGUGGAUGAUCUGUUGAUAGCAGCUGUUACUAAAGAGAUAUGCCAACAAGCCACUUAUGAUUUGCUUCAUAUUCUAUGGAAAGCAGGAUACAAGGUAUCAAGGAAGAAAGCACAAUUGUGUCAGUCAACUGUUAAAUAUUUAGGAUUCCAUAUAUCCGAAGGUCAAAGAAUGAUGGGACCUGAAAGAAAAGAAGCAGUGUGUCGGAUAUCUAUACCUAAGAAUAGAAGACAAGUGCGAGAAUUCUUAGGAGCGGCAGGAUUCUGCAGGAUAUGGAUUCCUAAUUAUGCAAUAUUGGCGAAACCUCUAUACGAAGCUGUGAAAGGAACAGAACAUGAUCCCUUUUUGUGGACCUCUGAACAACAGAUACCUUUCCAGUCUGAUCAUCAAGUAAAUAUUAGAAGUAAAUCAGAAUGGCGGUUAAAAACCUCCAUUAUAGGUCAUGUUUGUAUAGCCAGGAAAGGGACAAUGUAUAACACGUCUGUAGGUGAGCUAACUUGCUUGGGACAAAAAGCCUAUAAUGUUAAUACUAAAAAUACUACUUGGUGGUCAGCUUCAAAUGUCUCGGAGCCUACUAAUCCGUUUGCCAAUUACACUCAUUUAAAGGAGGUAUGGUUUGACUUAUCUGCUACAUCUAGUUGGAAAGCCCCAGCAAAUUUAUACUGGAUCUGUGGUAGGAAAGCUUAUUCAGAGUUACCACAAGAUUGGGAAGGGGCAUGUGUAUUAGGUAUGCUCAAGCCAUCCUUCUUCUUGUUGCCAAUUGAGACAGGAGAGACCUUGGGAGUUAAGGUUUACGAUGUAAAUCAUAAAAGGAAGAGAGCAUCCUUGAAUAUAGGUAGUUGGGAAGAUGAUGAGUGGCCCCCUCAACGUAUUAUUAAUUAUUAUGGACCUGCUACUUGGGCAGAAGAUGGCACUUAUGGAUAUAGAACUCCGAUAUAUAUGCUCAACCACAUUAUUAGACUACAGGCGGUGGUUGAGAUUAUUACUAAUGAGACAGCUCAAGCGCUUAAUCUUCUAGCUAAGCAAAAUACCAGGAUGAGAUCAGCCAUCUAUCAAAAUAGAUUAGCUUUAGAUUAUCUAUUAGCAGUGGAAGGAGGUGUAUGCGGAAAGUUUAACCUUAGCAACUGUUGUUUGCAUAUAGAUGAUGAAGGUCAGGCAGUGGCUGAACUCACUAGUCACAUGGUUAAACUUGCGCAUGUACCGACUCAGGUCUGGAAUGGGUAUAAUCCUAAUAGUUGGUUUGGAAGCUGGUAUGAGCAGCUUGGAGGAAUUAAGACAUUAGUAGGAGGAGUAGUGUUUAUUAUAUUCUUAUGUCUUUUUCUGCCUUGUCUAAUUCCAUUAGUGGUCAGGUCCCUACGUAGUAUUAUAGAGAGUACUAUAGAGAGAAAGACAGCGGCUCAUGUAAUGGCUGUCUAUAGAUAUGAUCCCCUAGUCCAAAGAGAAUAUAUUCAGGAUGAGGAAUGUUGAAGGAGUUUUUAAGAUGCUUACAAGGUCUACUCUGGAUCAAUGGCUACUUGAGAGAUGUAGGUAAAACUGUGAUUGGUGAUGCAUCUGGAAUAAUGUUAUAUCAGAGGCAUCAAAGGGGGGAAUGUGAUGGGAUUCCAGCAUGGUUAAAAUUUAGUAGGCCAAGAUUUCCAUGUGGCAUAUGUGUAUGUUGUGUCAGUUGGUUAGCUACAUGUAGCUAGGAUACUGUCAUCAGUGUACUGAGCAUGUGCAGGAAUGCAGGAACUGAAAUUGCACUUAUUUCCUUUGUCUUGGAUGGGCCAUGUGGUUUGACUAGAUGUACAAGUCUAUAUUCUGCUCAUUGAUUGGUUAAAGGUAUAUGUGGGUGUAGCUAUUAAUGGGAGGAGUUAUAGUGCUAUAUAAGGAAUGUACACUAUGUGUUGGUCUCUCAGAAUGUUGGAACAGGAGUUCAUCUGAGACCCGAUCGGUAAUGUGAAUAAAGGCCUGUUACUUCCUGAAGAUCUGUGUCCAAAUCUCUGUGUUUGGCUUCUGCAUGCUUACACUGCAACAUCUCCAGUACCAUACACUAAAAAUGGCAAAGGCCCAAUAGUUCAGUGAAAAUUUGAACAGUAACAUAUCAAACCCAAUAAACUAUUGGAAAAUCCUAAAUAGCAAACAAACCCUCACAAUCCACUCCCAACCCUCCACUGUCAAAAUGGACAACCAAACACUUUAGCACCCCAUAGAUGUAGCAAAUGCCUUUACUAAUUACUUUGUUGGAUGUGCUACCGCCCUGGUUGCUUCGAUAAUGAAUGACACUCAUUUUCAGACCACAAAUAAAGAGCAGGCCCUGCCAAAUCUUCAAAAUCCUCUUAUAGAGAAAUUCAUUUUUAGACCUGUGUCUGUUAGUGUCGUUAAUAAACAUCUUAAUAAUUUAAAAAUGAAAAACCAGUGCGGACAAGAUCAAAUCCCAGCAAUGUUGCUGAAGCUCAGUGCGCCAGCAAUUGCUAAACCUGUCACUACCCUCAAUGAAUCCCUGGUGUCAGGAUGCAUCCCCAAACUUUGGAAGACUGCAAAAGUAGUACCUAUCCAUAAAAGUGGUAUCUAAGUAUCGCCCGAUAUCAUUGCUUCCGUUAUUGGCAAAAAUCUUGGAAAAAUGCGUCCACAGGUAACUAUGUGAAUAUUAGCAAUGAUCAAAUAAUCUGACCCCUGAUCAAUCAGGCUUUCGUCCAAAUCACUCAACUUCGACUGCCCUCUUAAAAGUUUGCAAUGACAUCCAAAUUGGCAUGGAACAAGGAGACGUAACUGGAGCUAUUUUCCUUGAUUUUGCCAAGGCCGUUGACACAGUAGACCAUGGCAUUCUUUUGCAAAAACAUAACAACUUAGACAUUGGUGAUCGUUUGCUAGCCUGGUUUCGAUCAUAUGUUUCAGACCGAUUGCAAUAUGUGGCCAUUUCUGAUAGCACCUCCCUCCCUCUUCCAGUCACGUAUGGUGUUCCCCAAGGCUUCAUACUCAGCCCCCUGCUAUGCACAUUAUUUAUAAAUGAUCUGCUUAACGUCUGCAAAUCCUCAACUGUACACAUGUAUGCAGACGACACAGUAAUCUAUGCUAGUAAACCCAAUCUACUGCAGCUUGAGUCUGUGCUCCAAAACCAAUUCACAGAGGUAGAAAGGUAGAUAGCUGUUAACAAAAUCUUCCAAAACACUGACAAUGACCUUUGGAACUGUACCUAAAUUACCUAAACUACAAAAUUAACAACUGUGUAUCAGAACAAAUUCAAAUAGCACACUGACAGCAGUCUGUACUUUCAAAUAUCUAGGUAUGUUGCUAGACCCCAAUCUAUCCUUUGGCCUUCACAUUGAAAUAAAUCUCUUCAAAACUUUACCCAAAACUAGGGUAAGGAAACAGAUAAAUGCUAAUGCCGGUCAUUGAUUAUGGGGAUGUCGUGUAUGCACCUGCAUCGUGUAUGCACCUGCAUCGCAAACACACCUUAAUAUGUUAUAUAUAAUUCGUUCUGCCACUUUGUACUAGAAUGUAAUUACUUUACCCACCAUUGUGACAUGUUAAAAGAGCUUAACUGGCUAUCGCUAGAAUCCCAACACACUCUUCAUCUUUCCAGCCUUGUGCAUAAGAGCUUUUCUGGGAAGCUCCCACCCUACCUGAGUAGAAUGCACUCCCCAGCUGUUCCCACCUCCUAUAACCUCUCAUCCAGUACUAGCACGAUAUUUAGCAUACCGCAAUACAAAAAUAACGUGGCUCGAUCCUCCUUUUCCUACAGAGCACCGCAAUUAUGGAAUAACCUCAGGGACACAGUCAAAUCUUCAUUCAAUCUAAAAUCUUUUGAGAUCUAAGAGAUCUAUGACAACAUACCUCAGCACCAGUGGCGUACAUACCAGGGUUGCAGGGGUCGCGGCUGCGACCGGGCCCGGCCCACCAGGGGGCCCGGCCGCCCCUGCGACCCGGUAUGUAGCCACAGGGACAGCCUCUUCUCCUGGGGGGCCCAGGAGCCGGCCACCCCAGGGCCCCCCGAGGCUGGCCCUGCUGACACCCGGAAGGCAGGUGGCCGGUCGGGCAGGCAGGCGGGCGCGCGAGGGAGCACUCAGUGCUUCCUCUUCAGCUCCCUCGCGCACCGCACUGAUACCGGAGCCGGAAGAUGACGUCAUCUUCCGGCGCCGGCAUCCCUAAGCGGCGCGCGAGGGAACUGAAGAGGAAGCACUGAGUGCUCCCUCGCGCACCCGCCCGCCCAGGAGCCCAGCAGCACCACCACUGGACCCCAGGGAAUCCCCCCAGCACUCCAAAAGGUAAGGAGGCUGGGGGGAUUAAAUUUAAAAAAAAAAAAAAAACAUGUGUGAGUGUUAGAGUGUUAGAGUGUGUGUGUUAGAGUGUGAGUGUUAGAGUGUGAGAGUGAGUGUUAGAGUGAGUGUCUGUUAGUGUGUGUGUGUCUGUUAGUGUGUGUGAGUGUUAGUGUGAGUGUUAGAGUGUGUGAGUGUUAGAGUGUGUGAGUGAGUGUGUUACUGUGUGUGUCUUACUGAGUGUGUGUGUGUUAGUGAGUCUGUUUGAUGUCUGCUAGUGAGUUUUUGUUUGUCAAUGAAAGUGUAUGUUUUGUAAGUGAGUGUGUAUGUAUGUCUGUCGCUGAGUGUGUCUCUGUCAGUAAAUGUGUGUGUCUGUUAGCUAGCGUGUAUGCGUCUGUAAGUGAGAGUCCUUUCUCCAGCGCCGGACUCCCUUGGCGCUGGGGAUCCCUCAGCCUCUCAGCUCCGAAUGCGACCGCGCACGCAUUCAAACCGCCCAUAGGAAAGCAUUACUCAAUGCUUUCCUAUGGACAUUCAGUGUGCUCCUCUAGCUUCUGUCAGUGAGACAGCCACUAGAGGCUGGAUUAACCCUCAGUGAAACAUAGCAGUUUCUCUGAAACUGCUAUGUUUUCAGCUGCAGGGUUAAAACUAGAGGGACCGGACACCCAGACAACUUCAUUGAGCUGAUGUGAUCUGGGUGUCUGUAGUGGUCCUUUAAGUGUGUGUGCAUCUGCAUGCACUGGCGCACCAUGUGUUGCGGCCGACCCGCGCGCGGGGGGGGGGGGCAGGAAUCAAUUUUCGCACCGGGGCCCCAUGGGUCAUGUGUACGCCACUGCUCAGCACAGAAUGCACCUGUCAUGGCUGAAUAUAUUUAUCACCUGUUAUGUGUUAAAUUUAUAUAUGUGCGUGUGUGUAUGUAUAUUAUUAUUUUCCUGGCUAAUCAUGGCAGCAUUUAACAUAUGGGUUUAGCUCCUCCCUCUAACCCUCCGUCUAACCUCAGGACAAGAAACACAAACAAUUAAACAAUUAAACACACCUUCCCCUGGUAUAAUAGGAACCCCAUCGGCCAUCACACCUCAGACUUUUUUUCCUGUCCUCAUAGCCCUAGGACAGUUGUUAAUUUUUUCUCUCCCUGAAAAUUUUUAGGGUUAAAACUUUUUUUUUAUGCUCACCUGAUCAUGCUGCUAUGAUCUUCACCCUAUGGAGGUCAGCCUCUCUCCACAGGAAGCCCAGGCACAUGUAGCCCUUUCUCUGCACGAGAGGGAAACCCCUGGGAGCCAUGUAUGUAUGAUAAAAAAUCCAGACCUCGAUCAGAUGAUCAUCCGUCCGGUAAGACGCCCGCGCAUGCACAAUGGCCACGGCCGGAUUUUCGGCAUAUUUGCCCUCAUCCAAGAACGCGGAGCCGCGGACUUGCGGCCAAUCGGCGCAUGCGCGCCUCCUUAAAGGCACAGAGCAGGAAAUUAUCUAGCGUUUUCAGUUCCUUUUGGUCUUACACUGCUCUCUAAGUGCCCCAUUCAUUCUCUGCAGGUAUGUUUUGUGCUUUAAUUUACAUAAUAACACUGCUCAGCAUUUAUCAAUGGAAUUCAAUUUGGAUAACCUUUUGUUAUAUAGCCCUUCUAAGAGGAUGGAUCCAGAAUCUCCUUCUGCAAAAUCAGCAAGAUCUGCAAUAGGUCAUAGGUGAGCAUUAGAAUUUUUUACCAUUUCUUAUGAUUAAAAAGAGUGCAUGGAGGGUACAGUCAUAUGACUUCUGUGUUUUACAGCCCUCAAGACCGGUCUGGCCCUAGAUCUCCAUCUAAGAGGGAUAAACCGGUGGCCUGCCCUGGAUGUGAUGCAAGGCCUUUGGAUAACUGCAGGCUAUGCCGCAAGUGCUUAUCCAUGGUCGCAGGAGAGUCGGAACUUCACAGGUCACCUCAAGCCUCUAUAUCCUUGGCUCAGGAUAUAGCAUUUGGAUAAAACAAGCUGUGACGGAAGGGAUUUCAGAAUCCAAUAGAGGUAAAAGACCCAGAUGUGAGAGCUUUGGCCGAGAAUCCGACUUCUCAGAAGAAGACUUCAGACACACGGCUGGUUCCUUAGAAUUAGAGCCUAUCUCUUCUAGUGAGGAAGAGCUCAUGGAGCAACCAUGCUCGUUAGAUGCUAAUUCCAUGGAACAUCUGAUCAUGGCAGUCAGAAAAACUUUGGAUUUGCCAGAAGAAGUCAGAGAAUUUUGACCUCUGAUAGACAUUUCGGAGACCUCCACAAUAGGAGACCUUCCUUUCCAGUACACAGAUCCAUUAAGGAGCUGAUACGCUCAGAAUGGAAUACUCCUGGGAAAAGGAUUACAAGUCAGGGCAGAUUGUCAAAAUUUUACCCUAUUAAGGAGGAGGAUUCACGAACGUGGACUGCGGUCCCAAAGAUUGAUGCUCCAAUUAUUAAAGUGGCAAAAAGAUCAACUCUGCCUAUUGAUAGUAAUACUUCUCUCAAAGAACCAAUGGAUAAAAGAAUAGAUGUAGACCUUUCUGAGGUCUUCAUGACAGCAGGCUUGGGAUGUCAUCCUGCAGUCUCUAUCUCUGCUUUGUCCAGAGCAUUACGUUCAUGGAUCCUCGAUUUGGAGGAGGAUAUAGAGAGAGGAGUGAGUAGACGCCACAUGAUGGACUCUGUAAGUGAGAUUAAACUAGCCAGUGACUGGCUGUUGGAAUCCUCCACAGACCUCAUCAGGAUUUUUUCAAAGGUUAUGGCACACUCCGUUACUGCUAGAAGGGCUCUGUGGUUGAGAUCCUGGGGAGCUGAUCUCUCUUCUAAGAAUAAUUUAUGCACCCUACCAUUCUUGGGCGAGGUGCUUUUUGGCAGACCGCUUGAAGAAGCCAUUAAAAAGGCAGCUGAGGUCAAGCAAAUCAUGCUUCCACAAGACAGGUGUCCGAAAAUACCACAACAGGACCAUCGUCCUUACAGGCCUCAAGGGGUAUACAGGAAUAGUAAAACCUAUCGACCAGGCAGAGAAUACUCUCGGCUCUCCAAUUGGAAGAGUGGCCAAAUCUCAAAGUCUUCCAGACCUAAGGCUCAAAAUUCUUCCUUUAACCCUAUCAGACAGUUUUGAAGGUGGCUUAGGCCUGGUCCCUCAUGUCGGAGCACGUCUCAUGUUCUUCCAGAGGACUUGGAGUAUGAUUCCAGAUGCCUGGGUAAAGUCCAUUAUCAUAACAGGUUAUUCUCUGGAGUUCAAAGAAUUUUCCCCUCCACCAAGAUUAGUCAGAACAAGACUCCCUGUCGACAGACAAAAGAGAGACGUCUUGACUCAUUAUGUAACAAAUCUAUUACAAGAAAAGGUCAUUGCUCUGGUACCAGUGAUGGAAAGUUUCCAAGGGUUCUAUUCUCCCCUGUUCUUGGUAAAGAAACCGGGAGGAAAGUGUAGACCUAUUCUAGACCUACUCCAGCUAAAUUUCUUCUUAAGGGUAAGAAGGUUUCGCAUGGAAUCCAUCCGUUCCAUCAUUCCCGUGGUACACCACAGAAACUGGUUAAUCUCAAUAGAUCUGAGAGACGCCUACUUCCAUGUUCCUGUCACAGCCAGGCAUCAGAAGUUUCUUCGAUUCUGUGUAAAAAAGUGCAGCCCCGAGGACUUUCUCGAAAGUGCUGGUCACAGUUAUUGCUUUUCUCAGAAGGAGGGAUGUUGCCAUCUACCACUACCUCAGAACCUGCCUUCAAAAAUAAGGGAGUUGAGAACGACAUCUCUGGCUUCUCCACUUUCAGCACCAGAUAAAGGGAGCCUGGGUAAAAUUAAGAGUAGACAAUAAGGCGGCUGAUGCCUAUCUCAACCAUCAAGGAGGCACCAGGAGUAUCUCACUGAUGAAAGAAGUGACAGCAAUCAUGAACUGGGCACAAAUACAUGUGGAAGGCCUGCGUGCGGUCUUUCUCCCAGGGAAGGAGAAUGUGUUAGCAGACUUCCUCAGCAGACACCAGGUGGAAGCCACGGAAUGGCAUCUUUCAAGGCCUGUGUUUCAACAAUUGGUCCAGAGGUGGGGUCUUCCCCAUGGCGAUCAGAAUCUCUCCCUCCAUUCCAUUCGAAAGCACUGGAUCAAGAUGCUCUUUCAAUGAAAUGGCCCUUUCAUCUGGCGUAUGUUUUUCCCCACAUUCCUCUCAUUCAUGCAGUGCUGAGGAAGAUUUCCAGAGAACAUUGCAGAGUGAUUACUGUAAUCCCCUUCUGGCCGAGACGUCCUUGGUUUCCUCUUCUGAAGAGGUUGGCGAUAGUGGAACCUUGGGAAAUUCUGGUCACAGAAGAUCUACUGACACAAGGCCCAGUGGUUCAUCCAGAACCUUACAAGCUCAGGCUUCAUGCAUGGCUUCUGAAAGGCAAUCCUUAAAGGAACAGGGUUUAUCGGACCAGGUGGUCUCUACCCUUUUAUGUUCCAGAAAGAUCUCCACUUCUUCUACCUACCACAAAAUUUAGGAAGCCUUUGAGAUAUGGUCAAAUUCAACCGUGCAGAACAUGAGUCCUCCUACGAUCUCUCAAGUCUUGGGUUUCCUACAAGCUGGCCUGGAGAAGGGUCUUAGUCUUAACACCCUUAAAGUUUCAGCUCAGCUAUCUCUGCUCUUUCUGGGAUUCGAUGGGCGCUUCAUCCUAUGGUGGUUCGCUUUUUCAAGGCCAUUUUACGGAUUAGACCUCCUAUUAGACAACUGGCUGCACCUUGGAAUUUGCCUCUGGUGCUUCAGGCUCUCACAGAUCCUCCCUUCGAACCUAUUGGCAAAAUUCAGAUGCACAUCCUUUCUCUGAAGACCCUAUUAUUGCUUGCUCUAGUCUCAGCUAGAAGAAUGUCUGACAUCAGAGCUUUAUCAGCCGAUGAACCUUACACUUCCUUCUUCGAUGAUAGGGUCAUUCUCCAUCCGAGACCUGAAUUUCUUCCCACGGUGGUUACACCUUUCCAUCUCCAACAGGAGAUUGUCGUGCCUGCCUAUUUUCAGCAUCCUUCUACUCCUGAGGAGUCAAGGUGUGACAUGCUGGAUCUUUGGAGAUGUUUGCUGAUGUAUAUUGAACGCUCAGCUACUUGGAGGAAAUCCUCUCAAUUAUUUAUUAUACCUUGGGGUUCUCGUAAAGGGGAAGCCACUUCUGUCUCCACUCUUCGUUCCUGGACAGUAUCUGCGAUUUCCAAGGCUUAUAAAGCUAGGGAUGUUCCUGUUCCCAAAGGCAUCAGAGCUCAUUCCACAAGAUCCAUUGCUACCUCCAGCGUCAGGUGUUCAUAUGUAAGGCUGCAGAUUGGUCAUCCCUAAAGACCUUUGUGAAACACUACAAAGUGGAUGUGGCUUCUCGCCCAGAUUCGGAGUUUGGCCUGUCUGUCCUGAACUCCUUUAAUCCUCAGAGCUGAUUUAUUUAUUAAACUAUUUUGUAGCAUUUAUUUCCCUCCCUGUGUCAUUAUUGCUUGGGGAAUCCCAUAUGUUAAAUGCUGCAAUGAUUAGCCAGGAAUACGGAAAAUGUAUUCAUACUUACCGUAAUUUUCUUUUCCUGGCUAUUAUUCAUGGCAGCAUUUGGUUUUCUCACCCUCUUUUGGAUAUUCGUCUUGUUACUUGACUGAGGUGUGAUGGCUGAUGGGGUUCCUAUUAUACCAGGGGAAGGUAUGCUUAAUUGUUUAAUUGUUUGUGUUUCCUGUCCUGAGGGUUAGAGGGAGGAGCUAAACCCAUAUGUUAAAUGCUGCCAUGAAUAAUAGCCAGGAAAAGAAAAUUACGGUAAGUAUGAAUACAUUUUCCGUAAUCAUUGCCAUUUAAAAAAGCACCAACAGAUUCUGUAGCGCUUUACAAUAUUAUGAAAGGGGGGGUUUAACUAUAAAUAGGAAAAUUACAAGAAAACUUACAGGAACGAUAGGUUGAAGAGGACCCUGCCAAAACGAGCUUUCAGUCUAUAGGAGGUGGGGUAUAAAACACAUUAGGACAGGAAAUAGCAAUCAAAUAAGGUGGGAGUGAAGCAGAGCUGGAUGAGAGAGUAGAGUGCUGCCCUUUAGGAGAGAGCAAGAGAAAGGUAUGUAAGGUCACAGGCAGAGCGGAGAGUCAAGGAAGGGGCAUACCUAUGGAUCUGUGAAGAGAUAUGAGGGGCUAGAAUUGUUCAGUGUUUUAUAGGUAUGGGUUAUCACUUUGAAUUGACUCCUAUAGGAUACAGGAAGCCAAUGUAAGAACUGACAGGGGUGAGGUAUGAGAGGACAUCUUGCGUAAGAAAGGGUCGGAUGCAAGCUAUUUUGUUAAGAUGUAAUCUACAAUAUUUGGCAACAUGCUGGAUGUGAGGCUCAAAGGUGAGGCCAGAAUCAAGUAUGAUGCCAAGACAGCGCUCUUGCAAGGAUGGAAUUAUGUGGAUACCCCUAACUUGAAGGGAGAGCGAAAGAGGAGGAUCAGUAUUAGGAGGAGGAAAGACAAGGAGCUCAGUUUUAGAGAGGCUGAGUUUCAGAAAGCAGGAGGACAUCCAGUCAGAGAUAGAAGAAAGGAAAGCAGUGACACGUUGCAGGACAGCAGAGGAGAGGUCCGUGGAGGAGAGAUAUAUCUGGGUGUCAUCAGCAUACAGGUGGUAGUGCAAUCCAAAUGAGAUAAUAAGUUUGCCAAGAGAGGCAGUAUAAAGAGAAUAUAGAAGGGGACAAAGUACAGAGCCUUGGGGGACUCCAACCGAGACAGGAUGAGGGGAGGAGGUAUCAAUAGAAAAGGAGAAACUGAAUGAGCAUAUAUAUAUAUAUAUAAAUAUAUAUAUAUAUAUAUAUAUUGUUUGUAUAUUGUAUUUUUUGUAAUAUUGUAUCCAAGGGAUAGGCAACCUUCGACACUCCAGAUGUUGUGGACUACAUCCCUCAUAAUGCUCUUACACCCAUAAUGCUGGCAAAGCAUCAUGGGAGGUGUGGUCCAAAACAUCUGGAGUGCCGAAGGUUGACUUUGCCUGUUGUAUCCUAUUGUAACAAUGCAAUGUUUUGUGGACCCAGGACAUACUUGAAAACAAGAGAAAUCUCAAUGUAUCCUUCCUGUUAAAUAUUUUAUAAAUAAAUAAAUAAUUUGUAACUGUAUAAUAUUGAAGAGUGUGAUGGAACUUGAUGGUGGUUUCUAAACAAAUAAUCACAAUUAUACGUGUAUAUACAUAUUCUCUCUUCUCUUCCCAGGUACCUUGCAGGAUGCCGUGGAGGUAGAAUGUUAUGACCCCUAUAUUGGCACAUGGGCAUCCGUGAGUCCUGCCCGCAAGUAUGUCAGUAACUUUUCUGCGGUGGGGUGCAGUGGCAAACUGUAUUUGAUUGGUUCCUGUGCAAUGAAGUAUAAUGCGCUCACCCUUCAAUGCUACAAUCCUGCCAUAGGUAUGAGUGGACCACUAUUGUAAACCUAGAAAAAAGGGCACUGGGAGGGAACACCAGAAUGUAUUUCUAAGCUGUGAUGCUGCUGUAAAGACCAAAAUACAAAAUAGAGCUUAAGGAACAGCGCACACACACGCAAAAAUACAAUUUUAAAUCUUACAAAGUUACUUAAAAUGACCUAUUUUAGCAAUAAAAUAUAGGAAUUCAGUUACACCAAAUGGCCAUAUUGUGUUAAGCCUACCGCUGUCACAGCACCCCAAUAUCGGUAUUCUACACUCAUUUUAACAUGGGAGAUGCAAUACUUACUGCUUAAACUGCUUCCAAAGUAUCUUCUCAUAUUUGUGAUUUUCUGUAGUCAUUUUCAAAGAUGCACUUUUAAUGAAGGGGUGGGUUGCUCAACUCAAAAUGAAUCUGGUCUGGUUUCCAAAUACAUACAGAAAAAAUAGAAUUAGGGACACACCGGAGCAUGGAUUUCUCAGUAUCGGUGCUCCUGUAAGGACCAAAAUAUAAACAUGCUAACUGCAAUAUUUACUUACUCACCUACCUUACUUACAAACCUUACCAUAAACGUAGGUUUCUCCAUCAUUAACGUUUCUGACAUGAAUCAUUUGUCAGAUCACUCAGGUUAAAACAAACAUUUUCUAUGUGGAGUGCCUGUAUUUGCUUUGUGUAAUCAAUUGGGUAUUUACAAAAUGGCAAACUCAGUUAUUUCAGUGUAGUAAACUAUUAAAGUCAGCUGAAUAAAUCUCCCUUUUUGGCUCUUCACAAAGAGCUGAACUGUAAGUGAAAUACCAAAAAAAUAACUUUAUUUGUUUUAUACCAUUAUCAUUAUUGUGCACUAAAAAAGCAACAAACAUUAUCUAGUUAUGUUACAUUUUCCAGACAAUUAAAAUAUUGCAAUUCUAAGUGUUAAAUCCUAAUCUAGUAGAUCACGUAAUCUUUAUAUUCCUCUUCCUCUUACAGUUUAUCACAUACAUCUGUCUGUAAGGUCAACUAAAUGGAGGUCUGCGUUUCUUUUAAACAUCUCUAAUGGUAUAUAGAUCCCCAUAACAGAUAGCGUUAUUUACAAACCCUCCAAAAUAAAUACUUUCUUAGUGCCCAUAAUUUCUACUAUUACUACAGUACUAUUUUGCACAUACAUGUGUCAUUUAUACAAAAUCUUGGGUGGAAAAUUAGAUUAGACUAGAGCCGUGGUCUCCAGUAGACAUGUGCAAUUUGUUUCGGUCCGAAUUUCAAUUCGGACGAAUUUCGGCAAUUCUGAAAUCCGAAGUGCCAAACCGAACCAAACAUUUUGACCAUGCACAUCCCUAGUCUCCAGUCCAGUCACCAAGGCACUUUAGUAUUACAGAACUUUUAUCCAAUGAGGAUACUGGCAAACUUGAACCAUUGGUAUGCCUUUAUAGAAUAACCCUGUCUGUUUGGAACCACUGCUCUAGAGUCACCAAUAGAAUGCAAUACUCUACCUACUAAUAAUCUUACCAGUUUAAUAUUAAUAAUUUUCAUUAACCCCGCAGCUCAUGUUCCAGCCAUUAUCAUUGAAUUUAUCACAGAAUGUGUCCAUGAGUUAAGUAGAGCCAUUCUAGAUUACUCUAAGUUUAUUGUCUAAAAUAAAUUAUAUUGAGCAUUGAAAGUCCAUCUAAUGCCUUUAACUUGUAUUGUGAAAACACAUUUUUUGCAGUUAUCUCUUGAGAAUGUCAUGUUGUGUUGUGUCUAAUAUCCUGUCCUGUUGUGUCUUUUAGAUGGUUGGAGUGUUAUCGCCUCACCAUUUAUUCCAAAGUACUUGUCAUCUCCUCGCUGUUGCGUUCUGGGUGGUGCAGUGUAUCUUGUAGCUGAUAACACCAAGAAGGUCUAUAUGUAUCUACCAGAAGCCAACAUGUGGAAGAAGGUUAGUAAAGUCAGGGUGGGAUGUGUUAAGGCAAAUACUUUUUAAAUAGAGCAUGAAUGGUUAUUUUAAAAAUAAUCCUCUGUCUCUCACACUUCCCACAAGCUAUCUAGAAAGGUCAAAAGGAAGAAUUCUCAUCUAUUAAUACUAGUGGAAUUAGAUGGAGAAUUUGCACCUUCUUGCCAGGGCUAAACUGAGGCAUUGCUAGGUACACCCGAACCCAAUCUCUUAAUUCGUGCCAGCUUUCCGUUUUGUCCCUCUUGGUCCCACCUCCUUGCUCUUCUGUCGCUGCUCUCUCGUACCUUAAAGUUCUAGGCGAUGAAGGACAUGUAUAUGUAUCCAGCUACCAUAAGUUGGUACUUUAUGUGUUGUGCGCCAUGAAGGAUAAGUGAGAACAGAGGUGAGAAAUAUCUUCCACGGCUGAUAUGAUACCUGCAACAUGAUACUUUAUACUGAUGUUCCACCACGCCACUUCCGAGUGAUUGAACAUCAGUAAUGAACUUAAAACACAGCUCCCUCCCCAGUCGGCCACACAACUGCUACUCAGGGCUAGUAAUGGAACAGGGCCACAAUCAUGUGAUUUGCCAGUACUAUAUAGUUUCACAAACAUUUAUACCAAGAAAUUCACAAUAAAUUAUUUGAGAAUAUUUAAUGGGUUAUAUGAAAGUUUGUCUGUACAUUAUGGCAGUGUAUGAUCUGAAACUAUCUUUAGAAUUUUUGAAUUAUUAGGUUUCUUUUGUUACAUUUCGCUUCCUAGUCACAGGAGCUUAUCUCUCCAAACUGUGGAUUAUAUAGAACUAAAACCAAACGCAGAAUUGUACUUUUAAAGAUAUGGGGAUAUAAGAGUUAUAGGUUCCUUUUAUUCAAACAAACAUAAAACCGGUUAAUUAAUAUACUGAAUUUAAAUACAAUCAGAGAGAACAAUUGGCUGUAUGAAAAAUAAGUUGAUGAAAGCCAAGGCUCUUUGUGGAGGCCCAUGAAGGAAAACAUUAAGAGACCACUAGGUGGCGCUACAUUUUCAUAAAUUCAGUAGAACUGUUCUUGUAAAUGUAUGCAAUAUUAUUAAAAAUAAACUAUAAAAAAGUAGCUUAUCACACCCUCUAUGUGAGCCCUCUGCCCAAAUAAAUAAAAAAAAAGGCAAGAAAGAAAAAAAAGUAUAUAAAAUUCAAUAUAGGUAUAUUAACAAUUAAUCAUUAUAAACAUUCCACUGUGAAUUACAUGAAGGAAAAAUAACCUGUUAUAGCCAAAUGGAAUCCUCUAGAAGCAAAAAUAAUGUAAUUACAUAACCAUGGAUACACAAUCAAAGAGAAUCAGUGUCUAAGAUCUAGGUUCUAAUCCCAAUCAGUCCACCUUACCAGUUAAUUUUCUUCGGCAACAAUUUAUUUGCCUGCCAUAAAUUGCAAGCUCAUUUGAGCAGAGCCUUUCUCUAAUUAUAAAGAGCUGCGGAAUAUACUGAUGUUAUGUAAAUAUUAAUAAUAAAUAAAUAUGGCUACACUAUUGCUGGAGAUAGAAUUUGGCCACGUUAAAGUGUAUAAAUAAUUAAAUAUAUAGAUUUAACUGCUUGGGAAAUAAUGUUGUAACUUAGAAUGGAUCCAGACUCCUGUUCCUAAGAUUCAAUGGUCAGGUACAUCUAUUUAGGCAUUGUAAUAUAUAUAAAUCUCACAUUGGUCAGAUCUCCAAAUUAUGAUUAAUUUUGGAUAUGAAAUACACUAAACAAUUUAACACAAUGUAACCAGAAUAGUUACAUUUGUAUUACGCUAUAACGUAGCUCACUUUUAUUCGUUUUGUAGAAGACUUGCACUUCUGCCAGUAAAACACAAUUUCUACAGACGUAAUUACAGUUAAGAGGAAAUGUGAGAUGAUCGAUAGAACUAAGUGAUGAUAACUUUGAUCAGUUUAAUGAUUCAUAUGGAUCAUGUAGUGGUUUUCUGCCAAUUGUUGCAUGCAUAAGUAACAUAAUUCAGAGAAACAGGUACCUUUGACCAUAACCUUUACAAGAAGCAUUGUCAUAUUGGUAUUUAGAGUGUCUAUUUAACUAGGGAGAAGAAAGAUGGAGACACAGUUAUAACUGCCCAGUGUUCUUGAUAUUCCGUAAUCGAUUAAGGAAUCUUUAUUGGCUAGUUUGAAUUAAUUGCAGAUAUGAACUAUGGGCAGCACUUUGCAUUACCAAUUGUCAUGAUUAAAGUUUUCAUGAAACACAGGUGUCAGGUUCCCAAAUAUUAUUAAUAUCACUAGGAGCAGGUUUGUACAAUAUGGCUGUUCACUCUAUGAUCAAUGUAAAUUUAACGAGGACCAGGAGUGCAUAGUUCCACCUCCAGAUUAAGAAAACAGAAACAUUAUUUAAAUCAAUAUUUGUAUUCUCAUGUCUUUAUUUAGGUGCAGUUGCUGCACACCCUUCAUGAGAAUGGCGGCAUGACUCCGAUUGGAUCACAGUUGUAUGUGACAGGUGGACAUUGGCAUGGCAUGGCGCGUGAAUACAGCGUGGUAAUGGAAUCCUAUGACUGCACCAAUGAUGUCUGGAGUAGGGAAGGAGCCCUUCCUAGCCGUUGGAUGUACCACUGCUCCACGUCAAUCUUCAUGGACAUUUCCAAGUGGACAGACAGAUUUCAGGAGCAUCCAGAGAGAGAGGCUUAA
Pelobates cultripes (western spadefoot toad) is the source of this 31094-nucleotide messenger RNA. Lineage: Eukaryota; Metazoa; Chordata; Amphibia; Anura; Pelobatidae. The record is from the annotation of a GenBank genome assembly.